UUGGAAAAGCUUAACAUGAAAAAUGAAGAAAAUACCAAAAAGCAAGUUAGUCUCUUAUUCUCAAGAAUACUACAACUGAACCCCAUUUGAAAAGGAAAGAAAAGAAAAGAAAAAUGGUGAAGAAGAGCCUUCAUUUACACUCCACUCACAAAACAAUCUUAGCUCUUCUUCUUCUUCUUCUUGUCUAUUCACUCAGUAGCUAUGGCCACGCCAUCAAAGCUCACAUCUUCAUCUACGCAGGGUGCUCUGAAGAGAAGUACCAACCAGGGUCACCAUUUGAGGGAAACCUCAACUCAUUCCUUUCAUCAAUAGUAAGCUCAUCCUCUCAAGCCUUGUACAACAGCUUUUCCAUGGGGAAUGGAAGCUCAACCCCACCUGAGGCUGCCACUUAUGGAUUAUACCAGUGCAGGGGUGAUUUGAAGAUCAUUGAUUGCUCUAAAUGCAUAGAGAGUGCAGUUAACCAAAUUGGUUUGGUCUGUCCAUAUUCCUAUGGAGCUGCUUUACAGUUAGAAGGUUGUUAUGUUAGAUAUGAGCAUUCUGACUUCUUGGGAAAGAUUGAUACAGGUGUUAGGUACAAGAAGUGUAGCAAAAGUGUAAAUAAUGAUGUCGAGUUCUUUAGGCGAAGAGACGAUGUCUUAGCUGAUUUGGAAAGUGCCAUUAGUUUUAGAGUUAGUAGUUCUGGUUUGGUUGAAGGUUUUGCUCAGUGUUUUGGUGAUUUAAGUCCAAAUGAUUGCUCUUCUUGCCUUGCUGAGGCUGUUGGAAAGUUAAAAACUUUGUGUGGUUCUGCAGCAGCAGCUGAUGUCUUCUUGGCACAAUGUUAUGCUCGUUAUUGGGCUUCUGGCUACUAUGAGUUAUCCUCAGACUCCACUAGUGAAGACGACGUGGGAAAAACAGUGGCCAUUAUAGUGGGUGUACUUGCAGGAGUAGCAGUUCUGAUUGUGCUCCUUUCAAUUUGUCGGAAAACAAUGAGUUAAGAGAUUAGGGGGCUGUGAGGGAGUCUUUCAAAAUGUAUGAAGAUUGGAUUGGAGAGAGUAAUGAUUGUGAAGGAUCACAUUUUGUUUUGUUUUGUUUUUUUUAUAUAUAUUCUUGUGACAACUUUGUCUUCAAUUUCUUUUGUUUAAUUUAAUUAAUACCAUAUAAUAAUAUGUAUGGUAUAGUUUUCCACAAAAGAAGAAGGUGGGUGUUAUCUUGUGGUAUAAAGUAACAUUCUAUUAAUUAAUCUCCAUCAACUUUGAAA
This is a messenger RNA of Cannabis sativa, 1237 nucleotides long. Its product is annotated as plasmodesmata-located protein 8. The record is from RefSeq and is a predicted model, not a curated record. NCBI's taxonomy places the organism in Eukaryota, Viridiplantae, Streptophyta, Magnoliopsida, Rosales, Cannabaceae. Gene Ontology annotation, cellular component: plasmodesma. The transcript has 3 exons. The coding region runs from base 114 to 974 and encodes 286 amino acids.